Molecule: messenger RNA, 1586 nt
Organism: Carya illinoinensis
Lineage: Eukaryota; Viridiplantae; Streptophyta; Magnoliopsida; Fagales; Juglandaceae
Product: rust resistance kinase Lr10-like
Exons: 4
Coding region: 1-1392 (463 amino acids)
Biological process (GO): protein phosphorylation
Molecular function (GO): protein kinase activity; ATP binding
Source: RefSeq, a predicted model, not a curated record
AUGGAUGUGAGGGAGUCGUGCACCAUAGAGCAAAUGUCUCUGACAUCGUGGCCAGGACAAAUUAAUGAAGAUCCUAAUAUUUCCUAUACAGACCUCCGCAAUGUAUUCUCAUAUGGUUUUGAGCUUUCAUGGUUCUACUAUACACGUUGUGUCAGUUUAAACUGCAGAUACAAUGAUUGUUACCUCGGUGACGAUAAUCAAGCUCAUUGCGUCGACCAACGGGGAUGGGGAUUUAAAUAUUUCUUACGACGUCUUCAGGGAAAUGUAGUUUUUAUUGGAUUUGGGCUCAUCGGAUGGUAUGUGGCCGCAAUCCAUGCACUAGGCACUCUAUUUGUGAUUGCAUUUUUGAUAUAUAAAUGGCGAAGGAGGCACUUAUCCGUGUACAACGCUGUUGAAGAAUUUCUACAAAGCCAAAAUAACCUCGUGCCAAUAAAUUACUCCUUCUCAGAAAUUAAGAAGAUGACCAAAGGUUUUAGGGAAAAAUUGGGUGAAGGAGGAUAUGGCACAGUAUUUAAAGGAACACUUCGAAGUGGAUGUUUGGUGGCAGUAAAAAUGUUAGGCCAGUCGAAAACAAAUGGGCAAGAUUUUAUCAAUGAAGUGGCAACUAUUGGAAGGAUUCAUCAUGUUAACGUGGUACAACUCAUUGGUUAUUGCGUUCAUGGAUCAAAGCGUGCUCUUGUAUAUGACUUCAUGCCCAAAGGAUCUCUAGAUAAAUACAUUUUUUCUUCGGAUGAAAGUAUCUUCCUAGAUACUAAGAAAACAUAUAAUAUUGCUCUAGGAGUGGCUCGUGGGAUUGAGUAUUUACAUCGAGGAUGUGACAUGCAAAUUUUGCAUUUCGAUAUCAAACCUCACAACAUCCUUCUUGAUGAAAAUUUUAUCCCUAAGGUUUCUGAUUUUGGCUUAGCAAAAUUGUACCCGAUAAAAGACAAUACUAUUUGUUUGACUGCUGUGAGAGGGACAUUGGGAUACAUGGCUCCUGAAUUAUUCUACAAAAACAUUGGAGGUAUUUCAUACAAGGCUGAUAUUUAUAGUUUUGGAAUGAUGUUGAUGGAAAUGGUGGGCAAAAGAAAGAACUUGAAUGCUUUUGCAGAACAUUCAAGCCAGAUUUACUUUCCUACCUGGGUGUACGAUCAAUUCAACGAUGGAAAAGAUAUUGAAAUAGAUUGUGCCACUGAAGAGGAAAAGCAGAUUGUUAAUAAGAUGAUCAUUGUCGCAUUAUGGUGUAUACAAAUGAAUCCUAGUAAUCGUCCUUCCAUGAACAAAGUUGUAGAAAUGCUUGAAGGAGAAGUUGAACACUUACAAAUACCAUCCAAGGCUCCCUUAUCAUCGCCAGAGAGAGUGAUAAAAGAUUGUGAAGAUAAUUCAAGUCAAACUUCUUCAUCAACUUCUUAAAAGAAAAGUUAGCAUCCAUGUUUUGAUGGGGAUCAUGCGGACAACUAUACUCUUCUCCUAUUUGAACGUAAUAUAUAGAAGGUACUUCCUAUUUAAUAAAUCGAGUCUCAUUUUGAGAAAGUUAGGAUGCUAUUCUUCAAUUUGUAUCAGAUAUUUCUUUCACUUUCGUAUAUUAGAUUGGACUAUAUUUGGCA